CUUGUACGAACAAAACCGUUCCAAAACCUUUACUCUCUCCGCGACUACAAAUCGGCCAUGGACAAGAGAGAGCAGAGCUCGGAAGCUUUCCAAGAGGAAGAAGCAGAAAAGACGACAGAAGACGAACACAAAGAAUUGGACGGAGUUGGUGACGAUGGUGACUGUGGAUAUGGCGUGGCGGAAGUUGGCGGUGAAGAGAGGCGGGAAUUCAGUGAGCUACCGCCGAUCGAAGCCGAGUCCGGAGGUCCUCAAUCCGAAACCCUAGCCGCUGCUUCGUCGUCCCUCCAAUUGUUCGACAGCGAUUACCAACUCUCAGGUGAUCUGACGGAGGUGCCGGUGGAUUAUGCUUUCUUAAGGCCCCUGGAAUCGGAGGAAUUCAAGAAUACAGUUGGGUUGUCCCAUCAACAAGCUCUGGUAAGUGUAACAACAGAGUCCACUCAGGUGCAGUCAAGGAAUCAAUUUCAGUCAGCUGGUUGUCCAACUUCUUCAUCAGAAUUAUCUCCAACUUCUGUUACACAGUCCAUUUCAUCCACUCCAAGCCCCACUCUUCUAGACCAGAAAAUUUCACCUGUAGCGAAUGCCAAUGGUGGAUGUAGACCACAAGUAGAACAGCAGAAUUCUGGUGAUGCUAAAACUACAUCUGCUGCACUUGUUCUAAAAACACCACUAACCAGUGUCUACAGUUGGCGGAAAUAUGGUCAGAAGCAGGUGAAAAGUCCUCAGGGUUCCCGAAGUUACUACAAAUGUACAUAUUCUGACUGUCAAGCUAAAAAGAUUGAGUGCUGCGAUCACUUGAACCGUGUCAUUGAGGUCAUUUCCAGAGGUCAGCACACUCACGAUCCACCUCAGAGAAUAAAUUGCACAAGGGAAAGUAGGUUUGCAGUUUCUGCUGCACCUGGUAGUAGAGUGCCUCCAUUGUCAUUGCUUAAUGAUUCAGAUCCAUCUACUUCUUCAAGAGAACCGAUACAAGAAACACCUUCACUGCAUGAAACAAAACAAGAAAGCCCAAAAGUGUCCAAACAGGCUGCUGAAGUUGAUAUUAAGGAAGAACAUGUUGAUGAACCAGAACCAAAACGAAGAUUGAAGAAAAACGACACGGCAUUUUCAGGCUCUGUAUUGAAGCCGGGAAAGAAACCUAAAUUUGUUGUGCGUGCGGCUGGUGAUGUGGGAAUUUCAGGAGAUGGCUACAGGUGGCGUAAGUACGGACAAAAAAUGGUAAAAGGAAAUCCUCACCCCAGGAACUACUACAGAUGCACCUCAGCUGGAUGUCCUGUCCGGAAGCACAUUGAGAGGGCAGUUGAUAACACUAGUGUAGUGAUAAUUACAUACAAGGGAAUACAUGAUCAUGAUAUGCCCGUACCUAAGAAGCGGCAUGGCCUACCAAGUGCUCCCCUUGUUGCUGCGGCUGCUCCUGCUUCCAUGAACAGCUCGCAAUUCAAGAAAACAGAAUCCACGACCCAGUGGUCAGUGGACAGGGAAGGUGAGCUAACAGGUGAGACGAUGGAUGCUGGAGAGGAGAAGGCAAUGGAAUCUGCUCGAACUCUUUUGAGUAUUGGUUUUGAAAUCAAGCAAUGCUGAAAGUCUGAUCGAAUACCCAACAGAGGGAAUGCACAAGUUCAUUGGAGGAGGCAAGAGAGGGAACCCAGAAACAGCAGUGUUCAUUGCCUAUCGCCAUAUAAAUUAUUAAAUUUGUGAGUUUGGUGGUUUUCUUCUCCCUGUAUGUUUCUUAGCCAUGUUGUAGUUUUUAAGAAACAGCAGUGUAUAUUUGUUAAGUAAAUUCGACUGGCGCGGAUGAAACAGGUUUCUAGUAUUGGUUGGUAAAGCUUUUUUCUGUUUUAUUGG
Messenger RNA from Diospyros lotus (date-plum), 1842 nucleotides. Its product is annotated as probable WRKY transcription factor 32. Gene Ontology annotation, molecular function: DNA-binding transcription factor activity; sequence-specific DNA binding. The transcript has 5 exons. Gene Ontology annotation, biological process: regulation of DNA-templated transcription. The record is from RefSeq and is a predicted model, not a curated record. Lineage: Eukaryota; Viridiplantae; Streptophyta; Magnoliopsida; Ericales; Ebenaceae. Bases 58 to 1578 code for a protein of 506 amino acids.